This is a messenger RNA of Nematolebias whitei (Rio pearlfish), 2702 nucleotides long. It is a transcript of the gene wdr75, whose product is annotated as WD repeat domain 75. The record is from RefSeq and is a predicted model, not a curated record. Gene Ontology annotation, cellular component: nucleolus. NCBI's taxonomy places the organism in Eukaryota, Metazoa, Chordata, Actinopteri, Cyprinodontiformes, Rivulidae. The transcript is spliced from 21 exons. Gene Ontology annotation, molecular function: RNA binding; protein binding. Bases 29 to 2536 code for a protein of 835 amino acids. Gene Ontology annotation, biological process: positive regulation of transcription by RNA polymerase I; positive regulation of rRNA processing.
AGGUGAAAGGUGACUCCAGUGUGAAAACAUGGUUGAACAUGGGGAUGUCCGCGUGGUUUAUCGGGGAGGCAGUAAAAUCAACUUCAGGGAGCCGAUUAUCAGCAGUGAUUCCAAGUUCCUGCUCUGCGUCUCAGGUGACUCUGUAAAGGUGUUCAGUACUGUCACAGAAGAAUGUGUCCACGAGCUGCGGGGACACACCGGCCAGGUGACAGGUGUGCUGCUGAGACCCUCCAACCACCUUCAGGUGUAUUCCUGCUCAACAGAUGGCACCGUCAGACUCUGGGACUUCACAGACGGCAUCCUCAUCAAGACUUACAUCAUCGGAUACCCGAUUUACUCAAUCCACGCCUCUUCCAACCAUGAUGGGGUCGUCUUCGUCGUUAUUCCGAUGCAAAACGACAAAAUAGUCAAGGCGUUCCAGGUGAUUGCAGUGAACCUGCCUCAGUGUGCAGACCAGCAGGUGGAGGCUCGGGAGCUGUCUGCGGUCCUGAGUGACGUCAGCUCCAAACCUGCAGCCAUCGCCUUCGGUCGAGGGGGAGAGUAUCUGGUGUCGGUCCGGGGUGUGCAGAUGGAAAUCUAUUUCUUCAAGAAGUCCAAGUCCUACAGGUUUUUCCUGAAAGAAGACAACAAGAAAGGAGGCAGGAACUUGUUUACAUGCGUCGCCUGUCACCCAAAAGACGACUGCGUUGCUACGGGGCACGAAGACGGCAAAAUUCGACUGUGGAGAAACUUGAACCACGAGAAGGAGUACACCUACUCCACCCUCCACUGGCACUGCAGCGCCGUGAGCUCGGUCCGCUUCACCCCUGAAGGCACCAACCUGCUGAGCGGAGGAAUAGAGUCCGUCCUGGUCCAGUGGAGGUACAACCAGGAGAGCCAGAAGGACUUCCUGCCCCGACUGGGCGCUGCCAUCACGCACAUCGCCGUGUCGCCCGACGGAGCGCUGUUCUGCACCUCCCACAGCGACAACAAAAUCACCAUCAUCCAUAGUUGUGUCAAAGUUUCUGCCGUCAUUCAGGGUCUGGUCAAAGGUGAAAACGUCAGAACGGACCUGAUGGUGGAUCCACGCAGCAAAGCUCUGGUUCUGAACGGAAAACCGGGUCAUCUUCAGUUUUAUUCCCUGCAGAGAGACAAACUUCUGUUCAACCUGGACGUCGUGCAGCAGGAGUACAUCCACGAGUCGGGCCUGGAGCAGUUCGAGGUGGUCCGAGCGGCGUUCGACGCCUCGGGGUCCUGGUUGGCUACGGUCGAGGAAAGGAAACGGGAAACUGCUGAUCUGGAGCUGAACCUGAAGCUGUGGUGUUUUGACGAGCAGCCCCAGAGUUUCGUGCUGAACACGACCAUCUCGGCCCCCCACGAGGCGCGGAUUACAGCCGUGUGCUUCAACGAGACGGCGGACAGCCGGACCACCACGCUGGUCUCCAGCAGCACAGACGGACACUUCAAAGCCUGGCAGCUGGCGGUACCGGACCACACAGACGACCAAGAUCCUUCCUGGUCGUGUGAAUUUGUCGGAGACUACCACGGCCUGGUGCCGGAGCGCUGCUGUUUCUCUGCCGACGGCUCGCUGCUGGCCGUCGGCUUCCAGGAGGUGGUGACGGUGUGGAGCGCUGCAUCAUGGGAGCUGCUGACGACGCUGUCCCAGCCGCCAGGAGGCAUCAGGGAUCUUUGUUUUGGACGACUGAGCUGUUCCAAAUAUCUGCUGGGAACCAACAACAAGAAGAUGCUCUGCUGCUGGAACCUGCUCAGCUGCUCCUUGGAGUGGAGCACCUCCAUGGACGUCAGCUUGCUGCUGGCCGACCCGCUCUCCAAGAACAUGGCUGCGUUCUGCUUCCAGAACGGUUCCACCGACUUGUUUGUGUUCGACCCCAGCGAGCCGCUGCCGCUGUUUUCCCAUAAGGCCGUGUGCUCGGGGAGGGUGACGCACGCCGUGUUCGCGCCGAGGGAGGCGAUGCUGGAGAGCUGCGAGGAGAGCAGCCAGUGGCUGAACCGCUCGCAGCUCUACUUCCUCACACAGUCCAUGGACCUGCUGACGUUCAGCACCAGAGCAGAAGAAGAAAAGCUGAUGGCUUCGAGCAAACAGCUCGUCGUCGAUGACUCCAUCGCCGUGACGCCGUUCUACCUGCUGCUGGGGAAACAUCAGCGUCCCGAUGAGGCGGCGAGCGGCCCGUCAGCUGACGUAGCUCCUCCUCUUCCUCACAGCUCUGCGACCGUUAAAGAGCUCCUGCAGACCCCGGCCCACGUCCUCCCCUCCACCUCCUUCCUGUGCUCCAUGUUUGUCAAAUCGCUGCUCGUCUCCGUCUCAGGAGCCAGGGAGGAAAACAAACGCCUGGAGGAGGAAACGGCGAGCGAGAAAGAAGAAGAAGACGGCGACUCAGAAGAGGAAAUGGAGACCGGGAUCACGAGACCUGAGCAGAGGUCACGGGGGGCGCAGGAGGAGGGCUCGGCCCCCGCCCUAACGAAAGCUGAGGUCAGAGAACUGAGGAGGAUCAGGAGAAUGGACCACAGCUGGCUCACGGGCCUCCUGGACCCCUGACACACGUCUGCUGCUGAGGCCCAAACUGGACCUGGACUCACGUUACAACAGAACAUUCUGAGUUCUGAUCGGACUCACCGUCUUCACGGCGCCGGUCCUGACCCAUUCCUGUCGCUCUGACAGAUUCAUUUUUGCAUUUAUUGGAAAAUAAACCAAUUUUCUUUUC